GAAAGAAGGUAACGAACUCUUUCUCUCGUUUCUCCGCCAAGUGCCCUCCAAUCCCUCCAGUCUGUUUCCUCCGAAGACUUCGAUAAUUCGAUUUCGCCUUUCCUUGCAGAAGAGAUUCAAUUCCUUCUUCUAAAUUUGGAAGCAAGUCCCAAAUCGGAGCUUUUGGUGAAGGUUCCUGCCGAUUUUUCUGUGCUUUUUUUGUAAUUUAAUGAUUGAAAGUUGAAGCGCGAUCUUGGAGAUCCCCGAAUUUGGUAACUUUUUUAGCUUUCCUUUCCAAGAAUCCGUUCGAAUCGAUCGGAUCCGUGGUGAAUUUAAGGAUCUUGGGCGUUCGGAAGAGCUUGCUUGCUUGAUUGAAAAGGAUUGGAGUUCUAUCCCCCCCAAUCGUUCCACCAGAAAAAAACUUGGAGUUAGGCUUAGGGUUUGGUUUGAGUUGAUGUUUGUAUCGGCAUGGGAGUGGAUUACUAUAACAUCCUGAAGGUGAACCGGAACGCCACCGAUGAGGAUCUGAAGAAGUCGUAUCGGAGGCUGGCGAUGCAGUGGCACCCGGACAAGAACCCUAGCAACAAGGCUGAGGCCGAGGCCAAGUUCAAACAGCUCUCCGAGGCCUAUGAGGUUCUAAGUGAUCCACAGAAGAGGGCAAUAUACGAUCAAUAUGGAGAAGAAGGCCUGAAAGGGAUGCCCCCUCCCGGUUCCAACAGUGGUGGCCCAUUUGCUAAUGGCUCAAGUGGUCCUAGUAAUUUCCAAUUCAAUCCUCGAAGUCCAGAGGAUAUUUUUGCUGAGUUAUUUGGAAGUGGCCCUUUUGAGUUUGAGUCCAUCGGACGUGCAAAGUCCAUGAGGUUUCAAACAAAUGGUAGUGGCACUUUUGGUGGAUUAGGUGGAACUGAGAAUACCUUCCAAUCAAAUGCUGAGGGUGUUAGUGCUAGCAAAGGCCAGCCUCGGAAGGCACCACCUGUGGAGACCAAGCUUGCAUGCAGCCUUGAAGAGCUCUAUACUGGAUCAACAAGGAGGAUGAAGAUCUCAAGAAAUGUCAUGCGACCUAAUGGACGUCUGGUGCCCGAGACAGAGAUCUUAUCAAUUGAUGUGAGGCCUGGAUGGAAGAAAGGAACCAGGAUAACAUUUCCAGACAAGGGGAACGAGCAGGCAAAACUUUUGCCAGCAGACCUUGUGUUUGUCAUUGAGGAGAAGCCUCAUGAGGUGUACAGAAGGGAGGGGAAUGAUCUUGUUGUCCACUGGAAAAUUUCUUUGGUGGAUGCGCUUGCAGGGACCAUAAUAAACCUUACCACCCUUGACGGGCAUGACCUUGCAAUCAACGUGACCGAUAUUGUGACCCCUGGGUAUGAGCUUGUGGUUGCAAAGGAAGGGAUGCCGAUCACCAAAGAGCCAGGCAAGAAGGGCAACCUGCGGAUCAAGUUUGAUGUUAAGUUUCCUUCAAGGUUGACAACUGAGCAGCGGGCAGCCAUUAGACGUAUCCUGGCAGGUUAACUACAGAAAAUGCAUGAUACUACAUGCUCAACAAACAGGCACCGCGGUUAACUCCCAUCCACUCCCCACUAAUAUGUUAGUAUUCUUUUAGUUCUUUUUAUAGGUAUUGUCUACCAUUUUUCGUCCAACUAAUUUCUUCGUUUGUUAUAGUUCAGGAUGUCAAUAGCAUUUUGAAGGCAUGAUGCUCUUUCUCACGAAAGCUUAAUUUUCUGAUGCAAUCAAAGCAUAUUCUGGUGGACCUUGUGUUUGAAAAGCCUAUAUAGAUUCAUGUUUUCAUGCGGAGAUGUUUCUCCAGGGUAGUUUGGUGCGUGCUUGCAAGUGUGUUAAUGCUAUGCUAUUGUCACUUGCAAUGAUUUUAGAUCAGAUAUAGUUGUUGCAAGUGGAAUAAAUUCUAAAGGACUUGACUUUGUUUUCUGAUUGGAAUGUUAAAGAAUAUCAAGAAAAAAUGUUAAACCUAGAUUGAUGUUGAA
This is a messenger RNA of Phoenix dactylifera (date palm), 1952 nucleotides long. RefSeq lists its product as uncharacterized. Lineage: Eukaryota; Viridiplantae; Streptophyta; Magnoliopsida; Arecales; Arecaceae. Gene Ontology annotation, molecular function: protein-folding chaperone binding. The record is from RefSeq and is a predicted model, not a curated record. Gene Ontology annotation, cellular component: cytosol.